Molecule: messenger RNA, 2764 nt
Organism: Boleophthalmus pectinirostris (great blue-spotted mudskipper)
Lineage: Eukaryota; Metazoa; Chordata; Actinopteri; Gobiiformes; Gobiidae
Gene: sh2d3cb
Product: SH2 domain containing 3Cb
Exons: 12
Coding region: 181-2442 (753 amino acids)
Biological process (GO): positive regulation of peptidyl-serine phosphorylation; small GTPase-mediated signal transduction
Molecular function (GO): guanyl-nucleotide exchange factor activity
Source: RefSeq, a predicted model, not a curated record
UGAAGUGUGUGAGGUUAUUGCGUCAGAAACAAUGAUGACAAAGUAUUUCGCAGUAACAGACAGGAAACACUCCCAGUACCCAGUACUGCAGUAUGUGUGUACCACUGAAGUAACACGUACACAUACUGCACAUACUGUGUACUGUGUACUGUAUACUGUGACUAAAACUACUGCACCGACAUGAAGAAACGCAAACUGAGUCUGAAGUGGUUCGGGAGUCUGUCGAAUCUGUCCAAACACAGAGCUGCCCCGGUGCAUGAUGGGAGGGAGGUGGAGGGGGCGUGGCCUGAUGGCGAGGUGGACAGGCCCCGCCCCCUUCGUUACGCGAGCUCAGCCGAAAUGUACACACACGUGGGAACUAUACCACGAGACUCGAGAACGAGAGCGAGUACUAGAGACAGGUCUCUGUCGCCUCUGGAGAACGUGCGGGACUCUCCUCUACUCGGAGCGCUGCACACUCUGGCUCCUCCCACCUCCCACCUGACUCCUCCCCCUCGCUCAGGUGUGCUGGAGGCGCAGGUGAAGCGUCGGAGCGCCGGAGACGAGGAGGAAGAGGACGAGAAGGAGGUGAAGAAGAAGGUGGAGGAGGAGGAGUGUGAGGGCGUCUACGUCCUGAUGGAGCCGGUGAAGAAGGAGCUGAGAGGCAACGAGACGAGAGAACAACAGCUCAGGGAGCAGCAGGACGGUGGAGACGACUUGAAGUUUUCAAAGACGAAUCUCCGUGAAGAUCCAGGUCUGGUCCCGGGUCUGGUCCCGGGUCUGGUCCCGGGUCUGGUCCCGGGUCUGGUCUCGGGUCUGGUCCCGGGUCUGGACCGGAGAAUGGAGCGUUCCCAGGGGCCCCUCCCUCUGCAGGGUGCAGAAGAGCGCCUCCUGCGGGCAGAAGAGCAGAGCAGGUCUCACAGAUCGACUCUUCCCUCGGAGACGGACGAGUCCCCAGAGUCUCGUCUCAGAUCUGAGGAGCUUAAAGUCUCAGAGCCGGACUGUGGCAGGUCCGAGCACCUGUCCCCGCCCCCGACAAACGAGCCCAACCAACUGAUCAUCUCACCAACCCAGGACUCAACCCAAGACCUGAACCAGGACCUGAACCAGGACCUAAACCAGGACCUGAACCAGGAUCCAGAACAGAACAUGGACAAACCUCUGGACCUACAGGAUUUAAACCGGUUUAAGGACAAACACCAAGACCAAGAAUCAAACCAGGACUUAAAGCAGUAUCUGCGUGAGGACUCAAAACAGAAUCCAGACCGAGUUUUGGACCAGGACCAGGACUCGGACCAGGACUCGAGCGGCUACACUGAGCUGGUGCCUCAGAGCUACGUGGAGCGUCUGCGCGUCGAGGACCGGAGCUCCGAGAAGCUGAAGGCUAAAAACGUCCCCGGCGCGUCCGAGUCCACGUCCCGCUUCAGCCCCCGGGUCGAGUCCACGUCCUGUUUCCGGCCGCUGUCGUACCGGUCGGCGCUGAUGUCCCCGGAGAACCGCCCUCUGGAAGCCGACGUCCUGCGGAGGGUCAAACACAUCCUGGCCCAGGUCCACCCCAAGACGGCCGCUCUGCACAUCACCAAGGCCGACUGCGAGGUGGGGCGGAUCGUGCAGGUGAGUCCACAGCAGCAGAGGAUCAUGGGAGCUCAGUCUGGAGUGGAGCUUCUCACUCUGCCCCACGGACGACAACUCAGACUGGACCUGCUCGAGAGGUUGGAGACCCUGGCCCUGGCUCUGGCGGUGCAGGUCCUGGGCUGCACCGGGUCGCUGGAGGAGCGGGCGUCUCUGGUGAACAGGUUCAUCCUCACGGCCUCAGAGCUCCGCAGCUCCGUGGGAAACAUGUUCGGGUUUGGAGCCGUGAUGAGAGCGCUGCAGCUGCCUCAGGUGUCUCGUCUGGAUCAGACCUGGGCGACGUUACGUCAGCGACACACAGAGGGCGCUGUUCUCUAUGAAAAAACCCUCAGACCCUUCAUGAAGAAUCUGAACGAGGGACGAGAGACGUGUCCUCUCUCUGGGACGUGCUUCCCUCACGUCCUUCCUCUGCUCGUGCUCAUGGAGAGAGCGGCUCCGGGAGCGGCUCCGGGAGCGGCUCCGGGAGCGGCUCCGGGAGCGGCUCCGGGAGCGGCUCCGGGAGCGGCUCCGGUGGACGGUCUGGACGGUCUGGACGGUCUCCAGCUCUGGGACUCGGACCUGGGGGUGGACGUGCUCAUGUUCCACCUGUCGGCCGCAAGAACCAUGGCCCAACUCGGGAACAUCUACAAGAACAACGCCAGGAGCAGACUGCAGGGUCUGGAGCUGGACUCGGGUCUGGAAGACGUCUUCUCCACAGAUUUCCAGAUGCGUCUCCUGUGGGGAAGCUCAGGAGCCUCUGCCCCGCAACAUCUCAGAUACAAGAAGUUCUACCAAGUCCUGACCGCCCUGUCCCACAGACUGGAGCCUCCCCGAACCCGGACCAAGACCUGAACCCGGACCAAGACCUGAACCCGGACCAAGAACUGAACCCGGACCAGGACCUGUACCAGGACCAAGACUUGAACCCGGACCAAGACCUGAACCAGACUGUUUUUUUUGUUUUUUUUUUUUUUUUAAAAGUAAAAAAUAACCCAAACUAAUCUGGAUUGACAGUUUUAGUGGCUCCUGUUUGAAAGUGUUUAAUAAAGAAUUAUUCAGGAACUUUACUCAGAAGUUUUAACUUUAUUUAUUAAGAUUUAACACUUAGAUUUGAUAAAAAUAUGAAAAUUGUAAAUGUUUUCUAAAAAUAAAUGUUUUUUUAAUAUUUAAUAAA